Messenger RNA from Cheilinus undulatus (humphead wrasse), 972 nucleotides. RefSeq names its product retinal homeobox gene 2 (gene rx2). Gene Ontology annotation, biological process: positive regulation of transcription by RNA polymerase II. The transcript is spliced from 3 exons. Bases 1 to 972 code for a protein of 323 amino acids. Gene Ontology annotation, molecular function: DNA-binding transcription factor activity, RNA polymerase II-specific; RNA polymerase II cis-regulatory region sequence-specific DNA binding. The record is from RefSeq and is a predicted model, not a curated record. NCBI's taxonomy places the organism in Eukaryota, Metazoa, Chordata, Actinopteri, Labriformes, Labridae.
AUGCAUUUGUCAAUGGAUACCCUGGGAAUAGUGGACGAUGGUUGCUUGGACAACUUUGACAUGGCAAAAGGUGCUGGGUCAAGUGGUGGAGGCAGGGUCCACAGUAUCGAUGUCAUACUGGGAUUCAGCAAAGACCAAGACCCAUUACUUCAUUCAGUAGGGGAGGAUGACACCCAAAAAACAAAUGUGGAAAAUCCACAACAUCCUGAGAAACAUCAAACGUCGGACCCCUAUGGGCAUCUUCCAGAACUAGGUGACAGCUCCCAACACUCCUACCGUGAAUCAGAUCUCUUCAGUGGUGACAAGUGUGAUGAUGAAAUUGGCGACCUACAAAAGGACGUGGACGUUCCUGAAGGGUCUCCAGAAACUAUUAAAGAUGAAGAGCAUGCUAAAAAGAAGCACAGAAGAAACCGAACCACCUUUACCACCUAUCAACUUCAUGAGCUGGAAAGAGCCUUUGAGAAGUCACACUACCCUGAUGUGUACAGCCGGGAGGAGCUGGCCAUGAAGGUCAAUUUGCCUGAGGUUCGAGUUCAGGUGUGGUUCCAAAAUCGGAGAGCAAAAUGGAGACGUCAAGAAAAAAUGGAUACCAGCACCAUGAAACUACAUGAUUCCCCCAUGCUAUCAUUCAAUCGUCCACCAAUGCCUCCUGUGGGGCCAGUGGCUAACCCAAUGCCACUAGAUCCAUGGCUGACUUCGCCCAUCUCCAGUGCCACGCCCAUGCAUACUAUCCCAGGGUUCAUGGGCUCACCACAGGGCUUGCAGCCUGCCUACUCGAGCCAUAGCUUCCUAAACACUGCACCUGGAAUGGUACAAGGUAUGCAGCCCAUAGGCAAUCCUUCCUACCAGUGCCCACCAAGCUUCAAUGAUAAAUACCCGAUGGAGGACGACAGGAGUUCCAGCAUUGCAGCACUCAGGAUGAAAGCCAAAGAGCACAUUCAAUCAAUGGAUAAAACCUGGCAGCACAUGUGA